AUGGAUCCACGUAAGCAUGUUACAUUAAAAUUACAAGAUAUGUUAAAAGUUAUACAGUUAAUUAACAAAGGGACCAGCUACAGUACUAUCUCAAAACAAUUUGGGAUAGGUGUAUCUACCAUCAGUGAUAUUAAAAAUAACAAGGAAAAAAUAGAGAAGUUUGUCAUUGAAACGGAAAAUGGUCCAGGUAAGCGUAAAACAUUGAAAAAACCAGAAAAUCCAAAUGUUGAAAGUGCGGUUUUUAUGUGGUUUAUCCAACAAAGACGUUUACACGUUCCAGUGAGUGGUGAAAUGCUUUGUGAAAAAGCACGAUCUUUUCACCGCCAAUUCUCAAAAAAUAACCAUUCUUUUAAUGCGUGCAAAGGUUGGUUAGACAAUUUCAAAAAACGUCAUGGGAUAAGGCAUCUCAAAAUUUCUGGUGAAAAACUUUCGAGUAAAGUUGAUUGCAUCGAACCGUUCCAAAAAUACUUUGAACAACUUGUCAUACAAAAAAAUUUUAAAGCAGAACAAAUUUACAAUGCCGACGAAUCUGGAUUGUUUUGGCGAAUGUUGCCUGAACACACUUUAGUGUCAUCUACAGAAAAAGCCGCUCCCGGUAGAAAGAUUAUGAAAGAAAGAGUCACUUUUAUGCCUUGCACUAAUGCGACGGGCAACCAUAAACUUCGUUUACUUGUUGUAGGAAAGGCUCAAAAGCCUCGUGCAUUGAAAUCGGCUGCACUUCCUGUGUGCUACCGAGGGCAGAAGAAUGCGUGGGUAACAAGAGAUUUAUUUUUAGAUUGGUUCAACAAUGAAUUUGUUCUUAGCGUUCGUCGUCAUCUUUCUUCAAUCAAUUUUCCUAUGGAAGCUGUAUUACUAUUGGAUAACUGCCCAGAUCACCCAUAUGCAGAUGAACUUCGCAAUGAAGAUGGCAACAUUUUUGCGAUGUUUCUUCCACCAAAUACAACUGCUACGAUUCAACCAAUGGAUUAG
Molecule: messenger RNA, 969 nt
Organism: Melanaphis sacchari
Lineage: Eukaryota; Metazoa; Arthropoda; Insecta; Hemiptera; Aphididae
Product: jerky protein homolog-like
Exons: 1
Coding region: 1-969 (322 amino acids)
Cellular component (GO): nucleus
Molecular function (GO): DNA binding
Source: RefSeq, a predicted model, not a curated record